UUGAAAGUAAAGCAAGUCGACGUAGGCUGAAAUGUUCAGCUACAUGCGAGUUAUAUUUACUUAAUAUUUUAUAUUCAGAACUUAACUAAACAGGUAUAAGCGAAGAAACGGUUUACCUGUAAGACUAUCAUGACUUUGUAGUUAUCCACGUAGUGUUACUUUACAGCUAAUGCUGAAUUCAUGAGAGCAACCCAUCCGGGUACUUUGCCCAAACGAUGCCGGCCCCGCCCCUUUCUGGGUGAACUCAUUGCAUUUGAAUGGAUGGCGGUUAAUGGACAAGUUGGGGUCUCCGUCUCCUAGCAACAGCAGUGAGAAAAUGAAGUUUCGUACCAACGUUGAAGACUGCUGAUACGAUAACAUCUUUUAAAACAUGUUGUUGGGAGAUAAUGGACAUGGACGAGUCCUCUGUGUUUAACGCAGCAGGUGGAGAGGCUGAAGAUUUGAUGGUAGAGUCAGAUAAAUGCUACAUUUGCCUGAACCCGUUUGAAAAGCGAGCCGUGGGUUCUCUGCAGAGCUGUCGGCAUGUUUUCUGCCUUGAAUGUAUUCUACAAUGGUCCCAGACUGCCAACACUUGCCCUGUGGAUCGGAUCAGUUUUGCUUUCAUCCACCAGAGACGGUGUCCUGGAGGGGACAUUCUAAAGAAGAUCGAAGUGAGGACACGGGACAAUGUUGACGAUGAAGAAGAGGAGGGGAGCAGUGCUGUAAUUUGCGAGAGAUGUGGACGAAGCGACCGCAGGCACCGGCUGUUGGUGUGCACGCACUGUGAUUCAGGGUAUCAUAUGGACUGCAUGACACCACCACUAACUACGGGCCCUGAAGGUGACUGGAUUUGUCCCGAGUGUGCAGUUUGCCCUCAGCAAACAGACGGCUCCAUGUCGGGGGAGGAGAUCAGUGAUGGAGAACUGACAGACCUCCUGGCUGAAGCAGAUCAAACUCCAUCCACCAGCAGUCGUCUUCGGCCGUCCACUAUGAAUCGUCCCGGAGGCUCCAUUGAACGACGACGCAGCGAGAGGGUCCACAGCAGAGCCCGUGUCGAUCCUCCUUACCCACGUCCCCAAACCUGCUCGCAUGUACCUAAAUAUCUGUUACGGGCUCUGAAGUCUGCAGACCAAACAGACGAGGUAUUUCCUGUUCCUCACAGUCACACCAACAAUUCCUCAGUCAAAUUAAAAACAAGAAGAAGAAGAAGGAAAUGACAACUUGAGCUUCUGACACCAAGAAGAGUGGAAAGUGAAAGGAUGUUUCUAUUCAUUGCUGUCUGGUAGAUUCAGGUGCACUUGACGGAAAUGACCACAUGGUGGCAGCAUAGUGUUAGCGGUCGGGUAUUGGGUUUCAUCCUGUGGUAUGAAACUCAACAGAACCUGUGUGCUGAUGCUGUCUUAUUUAUUUGACAGAGUUUACGUUCAGCAAAGAGGCUAAAACUAAGAAUGGAAGUCCGUCUCUUUAUACUGUUUGACUUCCCCAUCCUUUUUGUACGAGACAACUCAGCUCACUGCUCAUUUGUACCUUCUGAAGACUCAAAUCAUAAAAUUGUCCAAAAUGAAAAUUAUAAUUUUAGAUAAAAAUAUGUUUGGUAUUUUAAAGUGUUUUUAUUUGGGCAUGAUUUAAAGUGUAUAUACUGAUGGCUUCCAGGGUGCAGUACUGCCAAUGCUGUCCGCCUCUUUGCUGUAUACAAACAAAGCACAUUGAAAUGCCAGAUGACCACACUACUUUGGCUGUAAACAUAAACCAGUAUGCUGUGUUUAUAGGCACUGCUAGAAAACAAGCUAGAAGUUCACCACAUUCAGUAGGAUUCGUCCUCUUGGGACUAUGAAUGUCUGUACAAAGCUUAAUGAAUCCACACAUGAAAUCCUUAAUGAGAUUUUUCAGUACAGACCAAACGAGUGGACCAACACACCAUUACUGUCAUCUGUAAAGCUGCUAGCUUGGCUGGGAAUGUGAACAGAAAAUGUUCUUAUAGAGUAAUUCCCCCUCUGUUAAUGUUUGUAAUAUCAUUUAGAAAGCUGUAAAAGUUUCUGGUAAGUCAUGCCAAUAAAGCUUAUUUGAAUCUGGCACAAAAAAUUAUGUUUAUUUUGUUUU
Messenger RNA from Labrus bergylta (ballan wrasse), 2079 nucleotides. RefSeq names its product PHD and RING finger domain-containing protein 1-like. NCBI's taxonomy places the organism in Eukaryota, Metazoa, Chordata, Actinopteri, Labriformes, Labridae. The record is from RefSeq and is a predicted model, not a curated record.